Molecule: messenger RNA, 13229 nt
Organism: Paralichthys olivaceus (Japanese flounder)
Lineage: Eukaryota; Metazoa; Chordata; Actinopteri; Pleuronectiformes; Paralichthyidae
Gene: hmcn2
Product: hemicentin 2
Biological process (GO): synapse organization; homophilic cell-cell adhesion
Cellular component (GO): plasma membrane; neuronal cell body; axon
Molecular function (GO): axon guidance receptor activity; calcium ion binding
Source: RefSeq, a predicted model, not a curated record
GCCAGUCCACACGCUCCUCCAAACUUUACGCACGGAUGUUCUCCUGUGGAAGGAUUUUACUCUGGAUUCCGAUGCGUUUCAGCCGAGGCGUCUUCUUCUAGAGAUCUUUUCUGCCGACUGGAACAAUCCCAAGAGUUUUUUCUCCCCUUUGAAAUCUUAAAAAACAAAAAAAACGUUCUUAUACUUUAAAAGCCGCACUCCAGCAGACAGAUGCAGUAAAUCCUAAGAAAAGCUAAAAACAUGAGCGGUGUGUUAAAGUGCCUGGUGUUGGCGCUCUGUAUCAGCGCGCACAGGCUCUUGGCAGUACCCCGGGUUGAGGAGGAUGAUGGAUCCGGUGACAGCGCCUCGACUCUGGCCUUUGUGUUCGAUGUUACCGGCUCCAUGUACGACGAUCUGAAACAGGUGAUCGAGGGCGCCUCGCGGAUCCUGGAGAAGACCCUGAGCCGGAGGACGAGACCCAUCAAAAACUUUGUGCUGGUCCCCUUCCAUGACCCAGAGAUCGGCCCAGUGUCCAUCACCACCGACCCAAAGAAGUUCCAGCAAGAUCUACAAGAGCUGUUUGUCCAGGGUGGGGGCGACUGUCCUGAGAUGAGUAUCGGAGCCAUAAAGAAAGCCUUGGAGGUGUCUCUGCCUGGAUCAUUCAUUUAUGUCUUCACUGAUGCCAGAGCCAAAGACUACCGCCUGAAAAGAGAUGUUCUGCAGCUGGUGCAGCUCCGUCAGUCACAGGUGGUGUUUGUGUUGACCGGGGACUGUGGGGAUCGUUCCCAGCCCGGCUACAGGGCUUACGAGGAGAUCGCUGCCACUUCCUCUGGACAAAUCUUUCACCUGGACAAGCAGCAGGUUAACGAGGUUUUAAAGUGGGUUGAGGAGACAAUUCAGACCUUGAAGGUCCACCUGCUAUCCUCCAAUCAUGAAAGUGCCCAAGAGAACAAGUGGGAUGUGCCCUUUGACCCCAGCCUGAGAGAGGUCACUGUGUCACUCAGUGGACCAGCACCACAAAUUGAGCUCAGCGAUCCAUUUGGUCGUGUAGUUGGAGUGGAGCAGGGCCUUAAAGAGAUGUUGAACAUUCCCAACUCUGCACGUAUUGUCAACCUGAAGUUUCCCAGACCUGGAGCCUGGAAACUGAAGGUGAGCUGCAGCGGGCGUCAUACUCUGAGGGUCACAGGAGUCAGCAAUCUUGACUUCCGGGCUGGCUUUUCCAGUGUACCAGUUUCUGAGUUCAACCACACCAGGGAAAGGCCAGUAAAAGGACUUCCAGCUCACGUUUUACUGAAAUGUACUGGCCUGAAGCCUCCAGGUCAGCUGAGCCACGUGGAGCUGAUGUCAGGCUCAGGGCGCUCCUUGCGCACAAUCCCCGUGCCGCUGCCCUCUGACCUUGGCCAACAAGGACUGUGGAGUCUCCCGGAGUUUCGCACUCCCUCCCAGAGCUUCUUCAUCAAGGUGACAGGCAAAGACGAGGAGGGCUACCGCUUCCAGAGGCUGUCCAGUGUCUCUUACACCAACAUCGUUCCAGAUCCCCCAGCUGUGAGCAUGCCUGAUGUGGUGAAGGGGUUUUACAUGCAGCCCACUGUGAUCGCCUGCUCCGUGGAGAGUGACAUUCCCUACAGGCUAAGAUUUAGCAGAAGUGGGAUUACACUGGGAGAGGAGAAGUUCUUUCAGAACUCUGCCAUAGCAUCAUGGGAGAUUGCCCACGCCUCAGCCGGGGAUGAGGGCCUGUAUGAGUGCAUUGCGCAAAGCAGCGCAGGACAGGGACGUGCCUUAACCCAGUUGACCGUUCGAGAGCCUCCUCCGGUUCUGAAGCCAGCAGUCAAUGUGACUUCCGUGGUCGGCGGCGUCGCCCUGCUGUCCUGCCAGGUAGAGGGAUCCAUGCGCCACAACUUAACCUGGCAUCACGCAGGUCGUACCAUUCGGGCCCACGCAGGAAGAGUGAAGCUGCUGGCGGAUUCGUCCCUGCAGGUCAAUGGGGUGCGGACUCAGGAUGCUGGGGAGUACCACUGUGUGGCCACCAACACCCACGGAGACAGCAGAAUCACUGUGUGGCUUCUCGUCCCAGAGGCUCCUUCUGUGGUGGUUCACCCACAGAGCCAGGCUUUCUCCCGAGGGGACGAGAUCCGCCUUGUCUGCUCGGCGUCCGGCUCCCCCCCUCCCCAGCUCUUCUGGAGCCAUGGAAACCUGUUCCUCACUAAUCGGCCGAGGCUGAGUAUAAACCAGUACGGAGUUCUGACCAUUAGAGGGGCUCUCCCAGAGGAUGCUGGGAAUUACACUUGUCUGGCAACCAAUGAGGUUGGAACUGCUUCUCAUUCGGUGUCACUUACUUUUGCAGAGGUGCCGAGGGUAACAGUGACACAGCAGAUUGUGCUUGUGUCUGUCGGCAGUGAUGCCACUCUAGAGUGUCAAGCCACUGGUGUUCCCUCUCCCCUUUUCCACUGGUUCAAAGGUGAGCUUGAGGUGGGCUCUGCUCCUUUUGUUGAGCAGGACAUCCACCGUGGCACCCUGCACAUUCGAGGGGUACAGGAGGUUGACGCCGGCCAGUACAGCUGUGUGGCCAGUAGUUCUGCUGGAAGCUCUGCUGGCAGUGUCACUCUGGAGGUUGGAGCGGGGCCAUUGUUCUCUGAGGCACCGGUUGACGUGGCAGCUAGCGUAGGAGAGAAUAUCACCCUCCCCUGCGUUGCCCGUGGGUUCCCGCAGCCAAUGGUGACCUGGCACAGAAAGGACGGCAGACAGAUUGUUACGAGGACGGACAGCCACAGCAGAACAAUGCAGCUGGAGAACGGCCAUCUUUUAAUCCAGAGUGUCUGGCUGGAUGAUGAGGGGCUCUACAUCUGUGAGGCUAAGAACCAGUUUGGAACCAGCAAAACUGAGGCCAGAGUUACUGUCACUGGACUGGAGCCCCCUGUCUUGGCUCAUGGUGCACCAAUCAUUACCACUGGUGUUGGUCAGUCCCUGAGUAUUCCUUGCAUGCUGCUGGACGGAAUACCUCUUCCAGAAAGACAUUGGUCCCAAAAUGGAAAACCCGUUCAGCUAAAUGGGAGGAUGUUCCUGAGGAGUGAUGGCAGUCUAUACAUUGAAAGAACUACCCCAGAGGACACUGGCACAUACGUCUGCACUGCGGUGAAUGUAGCAGGCUCCAUGAACAUCACAGUCACCCUGGAGGUCCACGUGCCCCCCGAGAUCAACGCUGGUCCGUACCACUACAUAGCCAACGAAGGCGUGGACAUCACACUGUCGUGCGAGGCCAGUGGCGUUCCCAAGCCAAAUGUUGUCUGGUCCAAGGGUAGGCAGCCUGUGCUCAGAGAUCACUCCUCGCUUCAGUAUGAUCCUGAUGGAUACCUCCACAUCCCCCACCCCACCGCCGACGAUGCAGGUAUCUACAUCUGCACCGCCACCAGUCCUGUGGGCUACGCCAGCCGUGAGAUCCAGCUCAGUGUCAACACCAUGCCCAAGAUAAUGGGUGUGAGCGACCAUGACAACACAGUGAAGAUGACAGCAGAGGUGGGAGCAGAGGUUGUUCUUCCAUGCGAGGCCCAGGGAAGUCCAUCCCCACUCGUCACAUGGAGCAGAAACGGGCAUCCCAUCCCCCCCGUCACAGCUGGGUUCACUGUUUUGCCUUCAGGCUCUCUGAAGAUCACUGAUGUGCGCCUGAUUGAUAGUAAACUCUACAUGUGCACUGCAGAAAACCCAGCGGGCAACAUGUCCGUAAGCUACAAUUUACACAUUCAAGCUAAGCCAAGGAUUCAGCCGGCGCCCUCCCUCCUGAAAGCCCUGAUUGGCCAGACAGUGACUCUGCCAUGUGUGGUCCAGGGAGAGCCGAGCCCUGAGGUAACUUGGUUUCAUAAUGGGCUUCCUGUUGGGGUCAACACGACGCCCUUCAGGAUCCAGCAGGUCAAACUCGCUGACCAGGGUACCUACCAGUGUGUGGCCAGGAACAGUGCAGGAGAGGAGACUCUGGAGAUCAAGCUGGAAAUUCUUGAGGCCCCAUCAUUUGCAGAACCUGGAGAUGCCGUCAUGGAGAAAGUAGCAAACAGCAAGGUCAUCAUCCCCUGUCCCGUCGAAGGUUCACCUCGCCCCAAAGUGCGCUGGUUUAAGAACGGCCUGGAGAUACACCCCAAACAAUCAGAGUUUUCUGUGGCGAGGGAUGGAGCGCUUGUAAUUAGCACAGCAUCUGCCAGCCACAGCGGGGAUUUCAAGUGCAUGGCAACCAAUGAGGCGGGCUCUGUGGAGAGAAAGACGAGGCUGAAAGUAAAUGUUCCCCCAGAGAUCCAAAACGAUAACCAGCCUCUGAACCUCACUGUCACCUUGAAGCAGCCCCUCACUCUGGGCUGUGAUGUCUUCGGGAUCCCCUCCCCAACAAUCACCUGGUCUAAAGAUGGUCAUCCUGUGAACAGUCCUGGCGUCUAUCUGCAGAAUGGAAACAGGCUGCUCAGAAUCUACAGAGUUCAGCCUGAUCAUGCAGGACAGUUUGCCUGCACGGCUCAAAACUCGGCAGGAGAGGCCAGGAGAGAGUACAAUAUAGUGGUGCAAGCUCCACCAGUGAUUUCAGGAACGUCCCGACUACAAGAGUUAACUGUGGUGCUCGGACAGGAGGUGGAUUUUCAGUGCAGAGUCAGCGGACAACCACCACCCAGAGUGGAAUGGAGCCGCGAUGGAGAGGUCCUGUCCCGUGAUGGAGACCCCCAUGUGGAGUUUCUGGAAGAUGGCCAGGUGCUGAAGGUGAAGUCAGUCAGACUGAGGGACCAGGGGCUUUACCAAUGUCUGGCCAGUAACAACGCAGGAACUCAGAUGCGCCAGUUCAGACUCACAGUGCAAGCUCCCCCGACCAUCAAGGGCCCCAGUGAGACCUUGGAGGUGUCAGUGGUUCUGGGUUUCCCCACAGUCCUCCCCUGUGAUGUUGAGGGUUCACCAACGCCCAGCAUCACCUGGCUAAAAGACAACCAGCCCAUAGUAUCCAGUCCCCAGCAGACGUACACCCGCAGUGGGCAGGCCCUGCGACUGGGCUCGGCACAGGGAGACAGCACGGGUCUCUACACCUGCAGGGCCACGAAUCCAGCGGGCACAGCCAUCAAGCACAUUUCUGUCAGUGUUCUGGUCCCACCACAGAUAGAGGGUGAUUCAACAUCUUUGAAGUUCGGUGGUCAGGAGGAGAAAGUUCGGAUCAACGGGAGCUUAAGCCUCUCCUGCUUGGCCAAAGGUUUCCCUGAGCCCAAGGUCAAUUGGUUCAAAGACGGACAGUUGCUGAAUGGAAACAUCCAUGCUGGCAUCCAGGAGAGCGGCCAUUUCCUCCACAUAGACAACGCCCUGCUGUCCCAUGAGGGCCAGUACACCUGUGUGGUCACCAACUCUGCAGGGGAGGACAAGAGAGACUUUCAUGUCACCAUUCAGGUUCCUCCGAUCUUCCACCGGGUGACUAACAGAGAAGCAGCCUGGGGUCUGGGACAUGAGGAUGACAAUAACAAUGAGGACAUGGUAGAGAAGCGGGAGGUGGUCCUGGGUCAUCCGAUCAGCUUGUCCUGUGAGAGCAAUGCAAUCCCCCCACCAAAGCUCAGCUGGUAUAAAGAUGGAAGAAAACUCACCUCCUCUGCAGAUGGGGUGGUGCUACUUCCAGGUGGACAGGUGCUACAAAUCCCGCGAGUGCAGACAGAAGAUGCUGGAAAAUACACUUGUCAGGCUGUGAAUGAGGCAGGAGAGGACCACAUGCACUUUGAACUGGAGAUUCUGGUCCCUCCUGUGAUCACGGGAGCACUGGAGGAGUUCAUGGAGGAGAUGGGAGCAGUGGCCAACAGCACUGUGGUCCUCCACUGUGACGCGACUGGACACCCUGCUCCAGUCAUCUCCUGGCUGAAAGAUGGGCAGCCGGUGCACACAGAUCCACAGCACCACAUCAGUGAGGAUGGGACUCAGCUCCAGCUCCUCAGUGUUCAGGUGUCCGACAUGGCCGGGUAUUUGUGUGUCGCUGAGAACAAGGUUGGAACAGUUGAGAAGUUGUUCAGUCUGACAGUGCAAGUGCCUCCGAGAAUAAUUGGCAGCAAGGAAGAGGAAGUUAGCGUGAUCGAUGGCCACAUGGUGUCUUUGCUGUGUGACGUCCAAGCAUACCCUCCUCCAGAGAUCACCUGGACCAGAGACGGACAGGUCCACUUGUUUGGCAAUGGCAUUAACGUUCUCCCAGGUGGCCAGAUGCUCCAGUUGACCCGGGCGAGACUGGAGGAUGCGGGGCAGUAUGUCUGCACAGCCACCAAUGCGGCAGGCCAAGACCAGAAGAAUAUUCUCCUGAGUGUUUAUGUCCUGCCCACCCUGAAGCCCCGACUUGAUGCUGAGUCAGACUUGGUUACCCCUCAGGUUGGCUCCUCUGUCACACUGAGAUGCGAAGCCCAUGGUGUUCCCGAGCCUGAGGUCACAUGGUAUAAGAACGGGCUGCAAUUGGCUGUAGGGAACGGACUGAAGAUGGAUCGUCACCAGCUGGAGAUCACAGGAGUUCAGAUGACAGAUGGUGGCACCUACACUUGCAAAGUGUCAAACAUUGCGGGACAGGUGGACAGGACAUUCAGACUGAUGGUUCAUGUUCCACCUGUCCUUGCUGGGCCACUCCAGGAAUCUCUAAACUACACCCUGGGCUCCCAUGUGGGUCUGAUAUGUGAGGCCACAGGGGUCCCUGCCCCCAGCAUCACCUGGCUCAAAGAUGGAGCACCUAUUGAGAGCAGUCUGCAGUGGCAGUGGUCUGUUCGAGGGAACCGACUGGAGCUGGGGCCUCUCACUUUGUCACAUGCUGGAACAUACACCUGCUUGGCAAAGAACAGCGAGGGCCGCACACAGAAGGACUACACAAUCAAAGUGCAAGUAUCACCCACAAUCCUGGACUCUGACCACCCAUCUGACGUUAGUGCACCCAUGGGAGAGGAGCUGGACCUGGAGUGCAGAGCAACUGGAACCCCCACACCCCGCCUCAGCUGGCUGAAAGACGGAGUGACUUUAGAGGGAUCAGACAGCCGUCACAUCUCUGUGACUCCUGACGGCAGCACGCUAACAUUACUGAGGCUGAGUCCAGAGGAUUCUGGGACGUACACCUGCUUGGCUUUCAGCCCGGCCGGACAGGAAAGCAAAAUCUACACCCUCUUCGUUUUAGUCCCACCAUCCAUCUCUGGGGAGACCACUGUCCCCAAGGAGGUGCAGGUCACACAGGACAGCGCCGUGACUCUGGAGUGUCAGGCGGCAGGAAAUCCUCCGCCUCAAAUCAGCUGGCUGAGGAACGGACGUCCGCUGCUCCUCUCUCCCCGUGCACGCCUCCUCUCUGGUGACUCUGUGCUGAGGAUCUCUCCUGUGCAGCUGUCAGACUCUGGAGUUUACACAUGUGUGGCACGCAGUCGAGCUGGACUAGCUGAGCUAAGCUAUGACGUCCAGGUCCAAGUGCCCCCAGGUGUUGAUCACGUUGAACCAGUGGAGCCAGUUACAGUCGUCCAAGGAUCCUUGGUCACGUUAACCUGCGAGGCACGUGGCGUUCCCCCUCCCACACUAACGUGGAUGAAGGACAGCCAGCCGCUGUCCCUUCACCGCAACCUGCUGCUGGAUGGGCAGGAGACGCGGCUGCAGCUGCCCGACGUGGCGCCCUCAGAUGCUGGCCUCUACAGCUGCAUGGCCAGUAACCAGGCCGGCAGCAGCACGAAGAGCUUUAACCUUACCGUGCUUGAGCCUCCAAAGAUUUCCAGCUCCAACUCUCCAGAGCUGACCAUAGCAGUUGACAAUCCACUGGAACUGGAGUGCUCGGCUGUGGGCGUCCCACCCCCCACCCUCAGUUGGCUCAAAGAUGGUCUCCCCUUAGAAGGAGCGGACAUUGUUCAGCAGGAUGGACACUUUGUCAGGAUUAGCAAAGUUCAGGUGCAGGAUGCAGGUCUGUACACUUGCUUGGCCAGCAGCCUGGCUGGAGAGGAUGGAAAAAACCACUGGGUCCGAGUCCAAGUCCCCCCUACCCUCCUUGGCUCUGGUGAUGUGAGAACAUUGACAGUGCCAGUUAAUGGACACCUGACCUUGGAAUGCCUGGCAGAUAGUGACCCCCCUCCCGAUAUAGAGUGGUACAAGGAUGAGGCCAAGCUGCAGCCAGGGGGUCGUAUCCAGAGGUUGGCAGGGGGUCAGUACCUGGAGAUACAGGAAGUCAGGCCGGACGACAGUGGUCAGUACAGCUGUGUGGUCACCAACAUGGCUGGAAGCACCAGUCUGCUUUUCACAGUGGAGAUUCUGUUGCCGCCAGUAAUAAAGGAGAGCAGUUCACUGGUGACAACCCAUGUGGGCCAGGAUGCCCAUUUACCCUGUGAAGUUGAAGGUGACUCAUCACCCACAGUCGUAUGGAGAAAAGAUGGCUUUCCUGUGUCUUUGGAUGACAAAAAAUACAUGAUAUCAGAGGGCUCAUUGCACGUACAUGAGGCUCAGCUGAGUGAUGCUGGUCGUUACUACUGUACCGUGUCCAACCAGGCGGGCUCAGAUCACCGGGGGAUUGAUCUACGGGUGUUUGUGGGUCCUUCAAUCAGUCCAGGUCCAUUCAACGUGACAGUGACCACAGGGAUUAGAGCUGUUCUGAGCUGUGAGAUUACAGGUAUACCUCCACCUAAGGUGUCCUGGAAGAGGAAUGGCUCUCCACUUGAUAUCAGUCAGCUGCCAGGAGAAUACAGGAGUCUGUCCUCAGGUUCCCUUGUUCUUCUGUCGCCGUCCAUUGAGGAUGAAGGUUACUUUGAGUGCACUGCUGUUAAUGAUGUUGGGGAGGAGCGCAGGGUCAUUGAGGUCAUUGUACAAGUCCCACCGACUAUUGAAGAUGAUAUCACGACUGUGACGGCUGUGAAAAUGUCUCCUGUGGUGUUGCCUUGUCACGUACAAGGACGUCCUCAGCCUACCAUCACAUGGACGAAAGGAGGCACCAAACUGGGCCCCAGAGGAGGAACAUACCGUGUCCUUCCCACAGGAGUGUUGGAGAUUACAGCUGCAGUUCCAAGUCAUGCUGGCAGAUACACAUGCUCAGCCCGAAACCCAGCCGGAGUGGCACACAAACAUAUGUCUCUCACAGUGCAAGAGCCUCCAGAGAUCAGGCCAAUGGCAGAGGAAGUGCAGGUGGUGUUGCAUCAUGGAACUGUUCUACCCUGUGAGGCUCAAGGCUUCCCGAGACCAUCCAUCACUUGGCAAAGAGAGGGAGUUCCCAUAGCAGCAGGUCACAGACUGGCUGUCCUCUCAAACGGAGCCCUGAAGUUUUCUCGUGUCACACUUGGUGAUGCGGGGACUUAUCAGUGCCUGGCAAAGAAUGAAGCUGGCGUAGUUGUGGGCAGGACCAAGUUAGUCCUUCAAGUUCCACCAGUGUUAAGCGUUCCUCGUGUGGAGUACACUGCAGUGCUGGGCCAGCCAGUCAGUCUGGAGUGUGCAGCUGAUGGGCAGCCGCAACCUGAAGUUACUUGGCACAAAGAGAGGAGGCCUGUGGUCGACAGCACACACAUACGUAUCUUUGCCAAUGGAACUCUGGCAAUUACUUCAACGCAGCGCAGUGACGCUGGCCUUUACACAUGUACUGCCAAAAACCUUGCCGGCAGAACCAGCCAGGACAUGAGACUAGUUAUUCAAAUCCCGCCCCUGAUUCCUCCUGCACAGACAGAGCUGUCAGUCAUGCAGGGAUUUCAGGCUCUGCUGCCGUGUGCUGCUCAGGGUUCACCGGAGCCCCGAGUGUCAUGGAAGAAGGAUGGUGCCAUCAUGGCCAACCUUCCUGGCAAAUUCACUGUCCUGCGAUCAGGAGAGUUGAUAAUUGAGAGAGCUGAGCCAGGGGAUGCUGGAGUGUUUACAUGCGUGGCCACAAACCCAGCAGGCUCAGCGAGACAAGACAUCCGUCUGUCCAUCAACAUGAGGCCUGCCUUCAAGGAGCUGCCAGGUGACGUAACCCUGAACAAAGGACAGAGUCUGGCCUUGUCCUGCCAUGCCCAGGGAACACCGUCUACUGUCAUCUCCUGGACUGUUAACAACAGCCCCUACUUAGGUGCCACUGUGGAUGAGGCCGGCAGGAGCUCCAUCAUCAUCGACAACGUGACUACAAGUGAUGCUGGGACCUAUGUGUGCAUUGCAGAAAACAGCGUGGGCUCAAUCCGAGCGCUGUCAUUUGUCCGCAUUAGAGAGCCUCCGGUGCUGAAGGGUGAAGCCCACAUGUCUCAGACAGCCGUACAGGGUGGCUCGGCCAUGCUCGACUGUCCAGUCCAGGGAGACCCCAGCCCUGUGCUACGCUGGCUGCGGGAUGGAAAACCCUUGCUGCGUUCCCUCCGAAUGCAGGCACUUCUCAAUGGAUCUUUGGUCAUUUACAGAAUCACAGCUUCAGAUGAAGGGGAGUAUCAGUGUGUGGCCGAGAGUGAAGCUGGAACAGUUGAGAGGACCAUUACUCUCAAGGUUCAGAUCAAUGGAGGCUACUCUAACUGGCAGGAGUGGAGUCCAUGUAGCAUCACCUGUGGACAAGGUUUCCAAGAACGAAUAAGAUUAUGCAACAACCCAGAACCAGCCAAUGGGGGCCGAUCAUGCAGUGGUCCCAGUAUCGAUUCUAGGAAAUGUCAUGCUGGUCUCUGUCCAGGAGAGACGCCUCGCAAGACCAGAGGCAGCCUGAUCGGCAUGGUGAAUGAGAGGGAGUUUGGCGUGUCCUUCCUGGAGGCCAAUAUUUCAGACAAUGUGGAUGAAGCCAGCAGUACUGUGCAGGCACGCCUCGACAACAUCCCUCCCAGCGUGGGUCCUUUGCUGCGGGUGCUGGUGUCUGUGUUCGCUCCCAUCUACUGGACGACUGUGCUGCAGAGCGGAGAAGCCAGAAACGGCUACUCCUUCACUCAGGGCCGGUUCAGACAGGAGUCCCAGCUGGAGUUCGAGACUGGUGAGAUCCUUCGUCUGACCCACGUGGCCCGGGGUGUGGAUUCUGAGGGAGUCUUACUAAUCGACAUCGUAGUUAACGGAUUUGUUCCUCCUUCAUUAUCCUCGUCUCAUAUGAGCCUCCAGGAAUUUGAUGAGUCAUACAUUCAAACGGGCCAAGGGCAGCUGUACUCGUGGUCAUCGCAGACCCACCAGAAAGGAGGAAACCCCAUGGUGCUCCGCUGUAAUCACACCAUUAUUUACGAGGACCAGGAGGAGCGCCAGGGCCCUCUGCUCCAGCUGCUAAAGGUCUCUGGGAUGAACGGUGUCUACAACAUGUUUACUCUCACUUUGGACUUCCACAUCACUGCCAGCCUACUCAUACCAGACGGUUAUGGAGACACAUGCCCUAAAGGUUUCAUUCUUGACACAGCCUCCUACUGUGCUGAUGAAGAUGAGUGUGCACUGCAGUCUCCCUGCUCUCAUUCCUGUAACAACAUCAUGGGAGGCUUUACCUGCGCCUGUCCCUCUGGUUUUAGCAUCUCUACAGAGACCAACACAUGCCAAGAUAUCGAUGAGUGUUCCCAGGGCUCACACAUGUGUCACUACAACCAGCAGUGUGUCAACACGGUGGGCACGUAUCGCUGUCAGGCCAAGUGUGGCCCAGGAUUUAAGCCCAGCAUCACAGGAACCAGCUGUGAAGAUGUGGACGAGUGCCAGGAGUCUGCUCUCUCACCAUGCCAGCAUCAGUGCCUCAAUACUCUGGGCUCCUUCCGCUGUAUCUGCCACCCUGGAUAUCAGCUGUCGGGACAUCGCUGCAUUGAUAUCAAUGAGUGCAUGAGAAAUGUUUGCCCGGCUCACCAGCAGUGCCAAAACACAGAGGGAGGAUACCAGUGUUUCGACAGCUGUCCGGCAGGCAUGACCAAAGCAGACAAUGGAGCCUGCAUGGAUAUUGACGAGUGCCAGGAUGGAAGCCACAUGUGUCGCUACACUCAGAUCUGUCAGAACACAAUCGGCGGUUACGGAUGUGUAUGUUCCAGAGGUUAUCGAACACAAGGAGUAGGACUUCCAUGUCUGGACAUUGACGAAUGCCUGCAGACACCGAACCCUUGUGCCUUCCAGUGCCGCAAUGUGCCUGGCAGCUUCAGGUGCCUGUGCCCACCCGGUACUGUGCUGCUUGGGGAUGGACGCUCCUGUGCAGGGCUGGAGAGAGGGCAGACCUUCACCAAUGGGACCAGAGUCAGGGCAAGAGUCCGCCCGCAGCUAGUGUCAUCUCUGGGGAGGCCAAUCCUCUCGCGUUCUCACGGAGCAUCUCGCAUCACCAGACAGAGCUGUCCUGCAGGGUACACCAACAGAGACGGAACGUGUGUUGAUGUGGAUGAGUGUCUGCUCAGGAAGCCAUGCCAACACGAGUGUCGGAACACCAUUGGCAGUUUCCAGUGCCAGUGUCCCCCGGGUUAUCAGCUCUUACCCAAUGGCAGGAGCUGUAAAGACAUUGAUGAGUGUGAAGAACAAGGCAUCCAGUGUGGACACAAUCAGAUGUGUUUUAACACCAGAGGAGGACACCAGUGCCUGGAUACACCCUGCCCUGCUUCCUUUCAGAGUGGUGCAAGCCCUGGGACAUGUUACAGGCCCUGCUCUCUGGACUGUGCCACAGGAGGCUCUCCUCUGCUCCUGCAAUACAAGCUGCUCACACUGCCCUCUGGCAUUCCAGCUAAUCACAAUGUGGUACGACUGUCGGCUUUCUCUGAGUCAGGCGUCCUGCAAGAGCGCACGGCUUUCACCAUACUUGAGCAACAAUCAGAGACGGGUGUAAUGGGCCGGGUGUUUGGCAUUAGAGACGAGGCCGGCAGGGGGAUCAUCUUCACCAUGCGGGCUCUGGAACGAGCAGGACUUGUGCGGCUGAAGGUGCAGGCCACCACCAUCUCGCUGCAGGGCCGCAUCACCUACCAGAGCAUCUUCAUCAUUUACAUCUCCAUCUCAACGUACCCCUACUGAGCCUCUGUGCUGCUUUACAGAUGACUCUGCCACCCACUGUCACACAAGGCAGUCCCCCCCCCGAAAUCCCAGUGCCUUGGACACAUUAGGCCACGUGAAGAAAGAGGAAACAUAUAGACUAGGUGGACAUAGAGGAUUUCAUGAAGAUGAGUAACCCCCUGUUCUGUGACAAAAAAGUCAAUGGAAAAAGUAAAUGAAAAGACCUUCCUUUUUUCUUUUUUUUUUUUAAAGUGGCCUUCAGUUGGAAAAGUGAAUAAAUUAUAGAGCAGAUCAUUCUCAACUGAAGACAUCUAUCUGAACUGACAAACAUGCUGGAUGAACAUUUUUAUUUGUUCAUUUUUUAUUGACCAUAUGCUCUAACUCUAAAUCAAUAUCUGAAAAUGCACAAAACC